Fulvia fulva is the source of this 1308-nucleotide messenger RNA. Its product is annotated as Glucosyltransferase 2. Lineage: Eukaryota; Fungi; Ascomycota; Dothideomycetes; Mycosphaerellales; Mycosphaerellaceae. The record is from RefSeq and is a predicted model, not a curated record. The transcript has 2 exons. The coding region runs from base 1 to 1308 and encodes 435 amino acids.
AUGGUCAUGCCGAUUCUUCAGUCGCCGUUGCUAUGGCAAGCACUGAGCGCAGUCCUCCUUCUGUGCAUCCUGGUACAGCAAUUCAGCCUACAACCGUUCCCCAUUAGAGCGAAGCAGAUAUCUAGCGCGCUUGAGCACGGAGAUGAACAGACAAUUGGAAAAGAUACUGGAGCCUGGUCGUACGACUGGGCACGCGACCACGAUAAUCUAAAUCUCAAUGUCGAACAAUGCGAUGCUGCCUUUCCGGAGCUAUACGACGAGGUCGAUCGCGCCGUGCAGUACUGGGGCGAGUCAGGCCGCAAAAUCACCUCUGAAAGCAUAGAGCUAGUCGGUGGCAACGAUGGAGGCGUACGAGGCUUGAUCGCGGGACAGCAGCUGCGCAUAAUCCAGACCAGAGGACUGGGCCGCAAGGACUUUCGACAUCGCAUUAUUGCCGUGUUGCAGCAAAUACAGACCGCUCUCAACGCUGCUCAGAGCGCCGGUCAACCUUUGCCUGAUGUUGAAUUCACUGUCGUUGUGGACGACAAGCCUGUCGUGGGCGAGAAGCCAAGGGCGCUAUGGGGGUUCACACGAGCAUUUGCAAACCCACGGCAUGACAAUGUCUGGGUCAUACCAGACUUCCAUUUCUUCGGCGCCCCACCGGAAGCUGAAGGAUGGUCGUUGCAACAAUCAAAGUCCAGAGAGCAUGAUGGCCCAUUGGAUCAGAAAAUCGCCAAAGUUGCAUGGCGAGGUGUUGCGUGGACGAAUCCAGAAGUACGUGAGCCGUUGUUGAACGUGACAGAAGGCAAGCCAUGGGCAGAUGUUGUCCAGAUGAGCUGGGACAAAAAAGACUCGGUGAUACCCAUGGCAUCGUUUUGCAAAUACCGCUAUGUCGUCAACACGGAAGGGCGGUCUUGGUCUGCGCGCAUGACACAUCUGCUGAACUGCGACUCCUUGCUCAUGGUCCACGACGUGGAAUGGAUAGCACACUACUACCACCUGCUGGACACCGACACGAAUUGUGUCCGAGUGGAGAGAGACUUCUCAGACCUGGAGGAAAAGAUCAAGUAUUACAACGAGCAUCUGGACGAGGCACAGAAAAUUGCGGACACUGCGAAAGCGACAUUCCGUGAGCGAUACACAACGCCUGCUGCGACAGCUUGUUACUGGCGGAGACUGCUGCGCUCAUGGGCUACUGUCGCAUUCAAACCGAAGACCACUGAGAUGACCAAAGUCAAGAAUCGGCUCAGCUCGACCGAAAAGCUGCGCGGGAUUGCUUUCGAACAGUUCAUCGUGCAUGACAACACGAAAGACUACCCUUACAAGUAG